AUGAUUGAGUCACUCACCGUGUUGACGUUCAACGUCCGAUCGAUGAAGAACGCAGUCAACCAAGUCAAAAUCAUCCGUUAUCUCAAAACCCUUCGGCCGGCCCCUGCGGCCAUCCUCCUGCAAGAGCACCACCUCAGCUACAACGCGUCGCGCGAAGGCUUCGAGAGUGCUUGGCCGGGGGCUUGUAUUCGUUUCACUCCUCAUGUCCUUACCCUCAUACCCGAUGGCUCACCUUUGGCGGGCCAUCUCCUUUCCUCUACCCCGGUCGUCUUUGCAGGAGCUCCUCGUUUCGACGGUCGGAUUCUGCGCUCGGUGUUUCGUCUUGAGGAGCUCGAUGUCAAGAUCAUCAACAUGUACGCACCGGUGCAGGAGGACGAUCGUCGCGACUUUUUCGGGCUUCUGCACUUCAACGCCCCGAGACCCAAGAUUCUUCGGAUCUUGGCUGGCGAUCUCAAUGAUUGUCCGGAUGUAUCGGUCGACCGAGUGUCCAUCACCGAUCGCGCUUGGACUCCUGUAUCGCACUGGCAGUGA
This is a messenger RNA of Microbotryum saponariae, 531 nucleotides long. NCBI's taxonomy places the organism in Eukaryota, Fungi, Basidiomycota, Microbotryomycetes, Microbotryales, Microbotryaceae. The record is from the annotation of a GenBank genome assembly.